AAAGCAGAGCAGGCCCAAGGCUAUCUCCGAUUUCCUUACAGAUGGUCCAAACGGAGGAGCAUGGCAGUCUCUAUAGUCUCUUGCAUUUAAAAAUCCAUGAAAAAAAAGCAUGAUGUAAAAUUCAUGAUUAUGAAUUUAUGCAUACUUUUUUCUUCUUUUGCCCCAAACCUCUCUCGAUCUUUAUCAUCAACACAAUCUCUCUAUUUCCCCACUUUUAAGUCACACUCAAAGAUCAAAAUUAGAAAUUAGCAUUAAAAAUUCAAUCUUUCUGUAUCCUACACCAAGUUCAUUUUUCUCUUUCUUCAAAAAAAUUACCAAAUAAGGUUGAAUUUUUGUGGGGUUGUGUUCUAAUUUCUGCUAUAAAAUCGAAUUUGUUGCUAAAACCCAAAAUCUAUACAUACCCACAAUUCAUUUCUCCUCAAUUUUCUCCCUUUUUGCAAAACAAUCAAACAUUGAGGUUGGUCACAGACCAAAAAUGGCGGCGUCAGAAAACACGGGUCUGGUUCCAACUCAAAGAAUGGAAGACAACUUGAAUUCUCAGCUCCUUUAUCAGAGCAAUAGCAAUCCUUUAAGGUUCGGGCGGGGGCCCGUUAACCCGGGUUCGAAACUCGGGUAUAUGGAUAACAAGCUCUUUAAUAUGGAUCACCGUGAGAGGGGGUACUUCUCGCCGGAGCUCCGGCGAGGUGGUGAUGGUGUAGGUGUUUAUGAGGAAGGAGCCGCUUCUCCGAGGCGAGGCGGGUCUCGGGAUUGGAAUGGUGGUGGACCCGCCUCGACACCAAGUAGCGGCGAGGAUGAUGAGGAGGAGGAUGAGGAUGAUGAUGAGGAGGAGGAGGAGGAGGAGGAUGAGGAAGGUGAUGGUGAAGUGUUGGGAUUGGUGGGAAUUAGUGGUGGUAGAAAGAAUAGUCAUAGUAGUGGUUGUGGGGGGAGUAGUAGUGGAAUUGGGGAUAAAAUUGGGGUUGGAAAUUCUAAGGAUCAUGUUUCAUUUGGUUCAUCAACUAGGCAAAUAAUGAUCAAGGAUGGGGGUAUCUUGCAACCAGGGGGUAAUGCGAAUAGAGUCAGUACGAGUGAGAAUGACCAGCAAGGAAGAGUAGGGAACUAUCAAAAAAUGGUUACAGUUGCAGAACAUGAUGGUGGUGAUGUGUAUUAUAUGCAGUUGUUGCAAGGAACAGAAGGCUGCAGCCAAGGUCAGAAGGAUAUAGCUGGGGACAAUGGUUGUGGGUUCAAUGGAAGGAAGGACAUCGCUACUACUAGUGAUCCAGGAGAGUCACUGAGAGCAAUUUUCUCUGAUCCAAUAACGGGAGCUCUAAUGGAUGAUGCAAUGAUAUUACCUUGUGGACACUCCUUUGGAGGCGGUGGAAUUCAGCAGGUUAUCAAAAUGAAAGCUUGCUAUACGUGCUCGAAUCCUGUAACUGAAGAGUUAGUGGCAAAAAAUCUCUCUCUUCGAACUGCUGUUCAAGCUUUUCGACGUGAAGAAGAUUUACAAAUGUACAAAGCUUCCAAAAGGAGAAGAGAGAGGCUUGAACAGGACAAGGGUACUUAUGGUGAUUCAUCUUUCUUAGAUUCACCUAGAGGAAGAGGUGUACAGUUUCCGUUCGUUGUGACCGAUAGAGUCAUCAUCAAGGGAAACAAGAGGACACCACAACGUUUUGUGGGCCGUGAGGCAAUUGUUACGACACAAUGCUUGAAUGGAUGGUAUGUGGUGAAGACUCUGGACAAUGCAGAGAGUGUAAAAUUGCAAUAUCGAUCAUUGGAAAAGGUUCCAGACAACCCUUCCUCAAAGCCAAUUGCAGAGAAGGCGACAUCAAACUGGCUGUAGCCCCAAGAUACUUCGGCGUUGCCUAAUCUAACAAUUUCAGGUCAGGAUCUUUAGAGGGUGAAGACAACACUUACAAGCCUUGUAUAUAGAGAGGGAGUCAUUUUCAAUUUUCACCGGAGGAAUAUGUGCCUUUGUAUAACUUCCUCUACUCCAUUGUAUGUAAUUUGUUUAUUAAAUCUAUUUUUCAUUUUAUUCCAUUAGCUAUAAUCUUAAAGACAGAGAAUUGAGCCAC
Chenopodium quinoa (quinoa) is the source of this 2048-nucleotide messenger RNA. RefSeq names its product U-box domain-containing protein 62-like. The record is from RefSeq and is a predicted model, not a curated record. The transcript is spliced from 8 exons. Lineage: Eukaryota; Viridiplantae; Streptophyta; Magnoliopsida; Caryophyllales; Amaranthaceae. Gene Ontology annotation, molecular function: ubiquitin-protein transferase activity. Gene Ontology annotation, biological process: protein ubiquitination. The coding region runs from base 476 to 1816 and encodes 446 amino acids.